AUGGGCUAUGCACAAAAACGUCUGGCAUCGACGGCGGCAAAAUUAGCCUCUGUAGCCCCCUCUACACUUAGGGCAUUCCCUCCAAAAGAAGCCGUUGCCUCCAGCUCAUCUAAAACCUCGUUCUUCGAUGCUCAGACGUGGGCCGCUGUGCAGCCUCCGCCGCCGACGGCCCUGACUGCGUUUGCGCACCGAAUAGGCCUCGGAAAAGUGCUGCCUUCCACGGAGAUCAUCCAGCAAGCAUGUACACAUCCAUCCUUCCUGGCGCUGUACUCACGACACCACCCGAAUGAGCCGCUGCCUGCCACGAACGCAAACCUGGCGACUCUCGGGAACUCGCUGUUGGGCUUGUUUGCGACAGAAUAUGUCAACGCAUCUUAUCCUCACCUUCCUACCCGUGUCCUGAAGGCUGCUGUCAGUGCAUACGUAGGUCCGACGACCUGUACGGGCGUCGCAAAGGAGAUGGGUGCAACGCCUCUGCUAAGAUGGCAUCGAACACCCAAUACACCUCUCCGACCAGCCGUCUUGCAUCCAGACGCUCUGAGUUCGGUACCCCGCGCUCUAACAGCGCUAGUGUACCAAUACCGUUCUUUGUUGUCGGCACGCAAGUUUGUUCAAAAGUUCUUCUUGAGCCGUGACGUGGACUUGCGGACCAUGAUCAAAUUCCGUGAUCCUAAGCUAGCAUUGGCAGAGACUGUCGCUAAGUUUGGGCGAGAACGCCCAAUAUCAAGAUUACUGAAGGAGACAGGAAGAUUUUCCAAUUCACCAGUAUUCGUGGUAGGCAUCUACUCAGGCGCAGACAAGUUGGGUGAAGGUUUCGGCAGCUCGCUCAAGAUGGCUGAGUUCCGUGCCGCGGAAGACUCCCUACACAGGCUGUACCUCACACGUCAGCCACCACACCUAUUGCAACUGCCUACGUCGACAUUUGCGAAUGGGCAGGGCAGUGUGUUCGACGCGCGGGGACCACAAGUACCUUACAUAGCUGGCGAGAUGGGCGACUCAGAGAUUCUGCAUGGCAGUGCAGGACGGACGGGCGCACGCGUACCAGGACACCGCUCGACCGCUGCAGACGAGGAUCUAGAGGAUAUAUAG
Messenger RNA from Postia placenta MAD-698-R-SB12, 1089 nucleotides. RefSeq lists its product as hypothetical. Gene Ontology annotation, cellular component: nucleus. Lineage: Eukaryota; Fungi; Basidiomycota; Agaricomycetes; Polyporales; Adustoporiaceae. The transcript has 4 exons. Gene Ontology annotation, biological process: regulation of gene expression; rRNA processing; primary miRNA processing. The record is from RefSeq and is a predicted model, not a curated record. Gene Ontology annotation, molecular function: ribonuclease III activity; double-stranded RNA binding. Bases 1 to 1089 code for a protein of 362 amino acids.